AGGGUUGUGGAGGAUCUUAGAAGUUGGGCUAAUGUUUGCGGCCCAAUAAUAGUGUGAAGAAGAGUUUCUCCGCUUCAAUUCGGAAUUUCCAGGCGAAUAACAUCACCGGCAAAUUUCGCGGAGAAACUUCGCCGAAGAAGCAAGUUAUGGCCGGCAUGGUUGCGGUGGCAGGAUCGCGACGGUGGAAUGCGUUUGUCCAAGCUUUAGUUCUGAUAUCACUAUCAUUUCCUGCUCUCUCCAGCGCUUAUCGACCAGGAGAUAUCGUCCGGAUGAGCAAGAUGGGGCAGUAUCACUCUUCGAGAACCACUUGGCAUGAUGUGAUCGGAAAGCACUGCCCGAUCUUCGCCGUUAAUCGCGAGGUGUUGAUCCCCAUAGCGAAACCAAUUGGCUACACCGGAACUGAUCCGUAUAAGAUAAAAUUCCAAGUUGGAAGUGAGAAAUUCCAAAUUCACUGGCUUUUGGUGAUAAACCGUAAGAGCUCAGAAGUUCCGAUGAUUGAUGUAGAUUUGAGAUAUUCUGGAGGAGAUUUGCUUGGAGUCACAGCUCAAGUUAUCGAUAUGCCUCUUAGCUAUGUGAAUACACACCCGGAGAUCCGCAAACAGUUCUGGGAUCCUCAACACUGGCCAAAACAUGUUCUUGUUAGAUACACUUGGAAGGAGCAGUCAGAGAUUGAUGUAUCCUCGGGAUUUUACGUCCUCUUUGGCUCAGCUCUCACAUUCUCAUUUGUACUCUCCAUUUACGUCUUACAAUCUUCACGGGAGAAGCUGGCGAGGUUUGUAAGAGAGACGGUUGUGGAAAGCAGCUCAAUAGCUGGAGAAAUUGGGAAGGUGGAGUGAGAGUCAUAGUCAAGUAUAUGUAUGUUGCUGCUACUGUUUAGUAGAUGCUGGAAUCUGUCUUCCAAUUCUAUCUAUCUAGGAUCAACUUUAUUUGCUUAAAAAAUAUUCUUUUUUUUACCAGAAAAAGAAGAGAUUUUUGUCAAACUUGAAUAGUCGAAAGCAAAGCUAUGUCCUUGUCAUAGGUUGAGUUUAAAAUAUAUACUCAAAUUUCUUG
This is a messenger RNA of Eutrema salsugineum, 1050 nucleotides long. RefSeq lists its product as uncharacterized. NCBI's taxonomy places the organism in Eukaryota, Viridiplantae, Streptophyta, Magnoliopsida, Brassicales, Brassicaceae. The coding region runs from base 147 to 836 and encodes 229 amino acids. The record is from RefSeq and is a predicted model, not a curated record. The transcript has 9 exons.